AUGCUUUUUGGGACUGCACUAAGCAAAGAUCAGCUGAUUGAUCAAUAUUUAAACAACAGCCUAUACAGCUCAGCUUUGGAUGGCACAUACACUGGGCUCUCAAGUUAUAAAUGUGACUCUAAUUCGCCGCUCGAUGACUUGGCGUUUGACAUGUAUCAGGACCCCGAGGUGGCCCAUAUCAUUCGACUGCUGGACCAGAAAAAACAGGACAUGGUUCGGGAGGAAAGAUUUGAAUUGGCCAAAAAACUCAAACAAGCUAUCGCAGACCUGCAAAAGGUGGGCGAGCGUUUGGGCCGGUAUGAUGUGGAGAAACACAGUGCCAUAGAACGAGAGGACUAUGACACAGCUAAGCAGAAAAAGGAACAAUUGGAAGCUUACAGGCUCACAGUCUACCAGCAGCUGGAGCUCCAUGACCUGCUGGACAUCAGUCAGAUCCACAGAAUUUCCGAGGUUUCCAACUCUGAAUUUCCCUCUCCACGUGUUGGUACACAGAAACACGCGCCUCAUCCAGCAGACUCACCCAGGAAGAGAAGACAGAGGCAACAUGUGAAGGAGACAGAGGAGCAGGACACUUCAAAAGCAGCUAGCCCCAAACAUACAGUCGCUCCAACACCCUUCACUCCUCCUCACUUCCCCAAGAUCGAUAUCAGUUCCCUUCCUUAUGACGAGAGGCCUUUACCUGCUCUUAGGAAGAGGUCGAGUGAUCAGCCAGUCAGUGAGCUCGAUGAGAUGCCCCCUCUGACAGACACAGCCACCCCAUGUAGCUCUGGGGCCGCAGGACAACCAGAACCGCUCACAGAGAAAGCUCAGAGAGAGGCCAGUCUGCCCAUCGACAUCUGUGGAGACAGUCUGGUGGCAGGGGCCUAUUCCAAGAAAUGGUCCCACAGGGAGGAUGCUUUGCUGACAGUCUACAAGAAACUGUUGGAGGUUCCACCUGGAACCCCAAAAGCAGAACUGCGGAGCAUGACUAGAGCAGCUGUGUUCCUCUGCAAGAAAGCUCUCACAGAUAAAGUGUCAUCUGUACGAGAACUCCCUCUCUAUCUUUAUUUUGCCCAGUUUUUUCUGGCAGGUGGAUUGGAGCACAGCGCUGCCUCAGUGCGGGAACUCUCUGUGAGAGUUGUCCAGGCUAUGCACCGUCUUCAUGGAAAAGCAGUUCUGAAUUAUCUGCCACCUGAUGACACCAGCACACGUAAAAAUGUCCUCUACAAGAACCUUUUUGACUCACUUGCCAUGUUAGAUGGAAACACCAUCAAUACACAGAAGCCACAAAAAGGGGCAGAAAAAGAUGGUGAGAAAGAAAAAGAGGAAAUCAGGAGCUUACAAGAGCAGCUUGCAGUGCUGAAGGAGAUCAGUGUGAAAGGGAAAGAAAAUACCAAAGUACCUGAGAAAAAAGCUGAGAAGGCAACCAAAUCAGGUUUUAAGAAGGUAAACCAGUCUGUACCUGCUGAUGUGGAAGGCAGCGAACCAUCUGUAGCUAACUUCUUAGACAAUCUGUGUAUUUUCUGUGGAGAGAGAGAUGAAUCAUUCACUGAGGACGGACUCGACCUGCACUACUGGAAACACUGCCCGAUGCUGCAGCGCUGCCUUCAGUGCAGACAGGUGGUGGAGAUUGCAAGCCUGACAGAGCACUUGCUGACUGAAUGUGAGCGGAGGGCAGAUUUCACCCAGUGUCCUCUCUGCUCCGAAGCUCUCACCCGAGAUAAGCUAACUGAACAUGCUCAAAGCGCUGCAUGCAAUCCACCCGCUUCUGGAGAAAAUUGUAACCACUGUCCUCUCUGCCAUGAAAACUUCACCUCAGGGGAGGAGGGCUGGAAGUCUCACCUCAUGGGAAUUGAGGGCUGUAAACAGAACUCACGGAGGAGAGCGGUACAGCAGAGUACUCUCACACACGUACAAGGAAAGACAAUCAGCACAGCUAUAGCUAAGACAACAACGGUCAUAUCCGAGUCCAAGACUCGAGGGCUGGGCAGGGGCAGUCGCAUCCCUGCUCCUGCUUCUAGGAUCAACAGACGCAACAGAAUUCCUCCAGGCAAGGCCUCUACCCACAGACUACAACAGGCAUAGCACAUGGGCUAAAUGCUAACUCUAGUAGCUUUGCUGGAAUAAUCUCAUGAGUGAUUCAUAGCGAAAAAACACAAUCUACUUUAUAUCAAGUUAUCAAAUAAUGCAUUAUUGCACUUAUUGCUGUACUGAUUUAGAAAUAUUCCUAUAAGACACGGCAUCAUUAUUCUAAGCACACAUUAUCAUUGACACCUGAUAUAAAAUUUACCCAUAAAUGAAUGUAAAUUAUCUUAAAUGUGUGUCGAUGGCUUGUGAACAAAAAUACUUGAGCAGGAAAACAGGCUUAUGAGCAGAUAUGCAGUCUGUAUUUUGCUCUGUUUACCAAUUCAGGUGGAUCACCUAGAUCUAUUUGAGAAUUUUAUUCUUGUAUGUUGUUUUGUACUUUUGUUUGUUUAGUGUGUGUGUGUGUGUGUGUGUGUGUGUAGAGUAUGUUAAUAUUUAGUGAUUGUAGCACUUUGAUAUUUAAAGGUUUUUAAAGCAUCAUUAGCACCAUAGCCAAAAGUGAAAAGUAGCCUUUGAAAAGAAAGUAAACAAAUCUGUCCAAGAGAUUUAAACUUCAGCCAGAUUCUCAUCGUGUCUGAUUCCGAUAAUGCACUUCAAUUUCCUGCAGCGCUCGCUUUUCAACAUUUAGGUAACAAACUAACAAAAAUGUUGUUUUUC
Molecule: messenger RNA, 2721 nt
Organism: Sinocyclocheilus grahami
Lineage: Eukaryota; Metazoa; Chordata; Actinopteri; Cypriniformes; Cyprinidae
Product: centrosomal protein of 104 kDa-like
Exons: 16
Coding region: 1-2064 (687 amino acids)
Cellular component (GO): cilium
Source: RefSeq, a predicted model, not a curated record